Messenger RNA from Brassicogethes aeneus, 2323 nucleotides. The record is from the annotation of a GenBank genome assembly. Lineage: Eukaryota; Metazoa; Arthropoda; Insecta; Coleoptera; Nitidulidae.
CUAUUACCCACAUAACCUCAAUUAAGCUUAAUGUCACAUACCUAAACAAAACUAUUUUAAUAAUAUUUCGAAAUGCCUGACGUAGAGUGUGAUGUAUGCGGUGGGAACGAUUUUUACAAGGAAUCCGGUCAUUAUUUCUGCAAGGAUUGUCAAACUCAAACCCAGGAAAUCCAGGAGCAUGUCUUUGAAAACGAAAUUGAACAUGUUAACAUCAAAAGCACGACCAGGGUUAAAAAGAGCGUGGAAAAAAAAGAGAACAAGAUCACCAGUUGGGAGUGCUACAAUAUUAUUUUGUAUUCGUUGACGAAUCAGUUGAUAAAUUUAGGUGCCGACCCAAAAUUAAAGGAAAUUGUAAAGUGCCUUUGGAUGUUGUAUUUAGAGAAGUUGGAGGUUAUAAAUCGCGAGGACGAGAUGCCCAAGUUGCCCAUUAUUAAUAACAGAAAGGAUUCUGAAAUUUUGUAUGGAAGAAGGAUUAAAAAAAGAAGAAGACGGUCUUCAUCAGAUGAGACUUCAACUUCAUUAAAUACUUCACUGUCUAUUAAAAGAGAUAGGGGUAGAAAAAAGAGGGCUUUAGCAGAGUCUCAACUAGAAGAACUCUCUAAAAAAUCUGCGCAAGAAUCGUCUUCUUUGCACAAUGAAACGUUGACGAGUAUUAAAAGUGGCUCUAAUUCAUCUACAUUACAUAAAACUAGAAUUAAUAAACAUUCAGUGAAAGAGUUAAGAAAGGUAAUUGGAAGGGAGCAUAUGAAAAGACAUAAACGUGGUGAUAGCAUUACAUGCCAUUCAGCCACAUACAAAAAUGCUUCUAAGAAACAUAAAAUCACUGUUAUAAGUCCAAUGAAGUUGUAUUCCCUACUAUACAUUGGUUUGUUAAUAAACAAGGAUGAUAUUCAACUGGGUGACCUAUUGAGAUUCAUAAAUGAAGGUCAUAUUAGUUUUGAUUUUUAUUCUGAUCUAUUCCCGGAGGAAUAUCACGAUAAAGUUUUGAAUUUCAAUAACCACACUGUGAAUAAACCUUAUACUAACAUGGGGUUUAGGAAGCAAGUGGCUGGGUUGGUUAUUCUUUUAGGUGUUCAGAGCUACUUGACUAUACCAGAUCUGCCAAGGCUUUGCAAGAGGUUUUGCAAGGAACUAAAUUUACCAGGCCCUAUAAAUGACUGCGCAGUCAAAUUAAUGUGCAAGGCUCUCCCGAAAAUGCUCUUCCAAAAACAAGGCGUAUUUCCAAACUAUGAAGGGCGAGUUCUAUCAAUAAUUCUGGUGGUAUUGAAACUAUUAUUCGGACUCGACGGUGCAACCGAAAACGAAUUCUCCAAAUAUUCAAAAUUAUGCAACGAAAAACAACCGGAAAAAAUGUUUGAUGUUAACCAUUGGUUAAAAUAUUUGGGGUAUAGAAAAUUUGUCAUAGAUGAGUAUCACUUCCCAACUCAGCUUAACAAUAAUCCUGAAGUCGUCGAUAGUGAUUUAUAUUUGGAAUAUAUUUCCACCAAACCCAAACAAUACAGUGAAGAUGUAAAAUUAAUUAAAUAUAUGGAGGAUUACAAAGAACUGCUAACCAAGUUAAAUAAUGUGCAGGAUGAUUUUUUUAAUCCUUUGGAGUUUCCUUGUAGUUUAACGCCUUUCAAAGAUUAUACUGAGGUUCUAUUAAAGUCCUUUAAACUUCAAAAUAAGGAUUACAAUAGGGAUUUACUCAGUUGUAAUUUUUCUGGCGAUUCCAUUGAUUUCUUGUUACAACCUAAUAAUUAUUUAAACCUUGUUAAUAAUGGUGAAAAUUUUGAGAUUAUUGAAAGAGGAGCAAAUGAAAAUGUACAAAUAAACGAUAUAAAAAAUGAGGCUGUUGAGAAUAGGGAUCAAAGAUUGAAGGAUAGAAAAGUAGUCACUGUACAAAAGAAAAACAAGGAUGAAAAUCUACCAUUGUUUGAUACCAAAAAUACAUUUAAACCAAGAAAACCCCUCAAAAUCGAACCCACAGGUAGCUCCUACACCAAACAUUACAAUCCAUUCAAAAAAUACUGGGUUAACUUCAUAAGAUACCCAGACCUGAUGUCCAAGCACAAAUUCGACAUUUUUUUCAACGAUUUUCCAGACUCCUUUAAAACAAUGUUCCUGGAGUGUUCUAGGAUUAGCGAGCAAAACAUCCAGGAAUUAUUCCUGGAAUUUCAAUUGACUGAAGCAUAUUUGGUUUAUGUUGCCCAAUAUAAACCUAGGGAUGAUCCACCUAAAGUUGUUAAAGUUAAACUGAAAAAUCUUGUUUCCAGAGCCAAGAAAAAUUGGUGACAUGUUUUUUUUAUUACACGCAUAAUUUAUUAAACCUUUUAAAACAAAC